Molecule: messenger RNA, 1962 nt
Organism: Xenopus laevis (African clawed frog)
Lineage: Eukaryota; Metazoa; Chordata; Amphibia; Anura; Pipidae
Gene: hadhb.S
Product: hydroxyacyl-CoA dehydrogenase trifunctional multienzyme complex subunit beta S homeolog
Exons: 16
Coding region: 147-1559 (470 amino acids)
Biological process (GO): fatty acid beta-oxidation
Cellular component (GO): endoplasmic reticulum; mitochondrial outer membrane; mitochondrial inner membrane
Molecular function (GO): acyltransferase activity, transferring groups other than amino-acyl groups; acetyl-CoA C-acyltransferase activity; acyltransferase activity
Source: RefSeq, a predicted model, not a curated record
CGCUGGGAGAGCAGAUUGUGAGCGCGCAGGCGUGUGGCGGGCAGCCCGAGAGGGCGGGGAUUACAGGGUCCUACCUGAGAGGGUGCGAAGUUGUGCCGGAGACUCCCGAGAGUAACUGCAACACCGAGGCAAAGUGAGAUUCCACAAUGGCGUGCAUGUUGAGACAGACCAUCAGAAGCCUUCCCACGGCAUGUAAAAUCUCUUCCAGAUCCAUCAGCUGCUCUUCCCAUCUUCAGUCACCAGCUGUGCAGGCCAAAACGAAGAAGACCUUGGCAAAGCCAGGAGUUAAAAAUGUGGUGAUUGUGGAUGGUGUGCGGACUCCAUUUUUGCUCUCAGGGACCACAUAUGCAGAUCUGAUGCCUCAUGAUUUGGCCAGGACAGCACUGCAGGGUUUGCUGCAAAGAACCAACGUCCCCCGAGAGGUGGUUGAUUACAUAGUGUAUGGAACUGUAAUCCAGGAAGUUAAAACCAGUAAUGUUGCACGAGAGGCUGCUCUGGGAGCUGGUUUUUCAGAUAAAACUCCAGCACACACAGUCACCAUGGCCUGCAUCUCUUCAAAUCAGGCAAUGACUACAGGUGUUGGUCUGAUUGCAUCAGGUCAGUGCGAUGUGAUCGUUGCUGGUGGGGUGGAGUUCAUGUCAGAUGUCCCUAUUCGUCACAGCAGGAAGAUGAGGAAGACCAUGCUGAGCCUUAAUAAGGCCAAAACAUUGGGCCAGAGGCUGUCUGUGAUAUCUAGAAUCCGGCCUAACUAUUUAGCACCAGAGCUCCCAGCAGUGGCUGAGUUCUCUACUAGUGAGAGCAUGGGACAUUCGGCAGACAGACUGGCAGCUGCAUUUUCUGUAUCUCGGGUGGAGCAGGAUGAAUACGCUCUGCGCUCUCACACACUGGCCAAGAAAGCACAAGACGCAGGCCUGUUAUCUGACAUCAUCCCUUAUAAAGUACCAGGUAGAGAAACCGUUGAGAAGGAUAAUGGAAUCCGUCCAUCUUCUAUGGAACAGAUGACGAAGCUGAAACCUGCUUUUAUCAAGCCCCAUGGGACUGUUACUGCUGCCAACUCUUCAUUCCUGACUGAUGGUGCCUCUGCGGUGCUGAUUAUGUCUGAGGAGAAAGCCCUAGCGAUGGGCUACAAGCCCAAGGCCUACCUUCGGGACUUCGUUUAUGUAUCUCAAGAUCCCAAGGAUCAGCUUCUGCUCGGCCCUGCAUACGCUACCCCAAAAGUACUGGAAAGGGCAGGACUCACUCUUGCUGACAUUGACGUCUUUGAGUUCCAUGAAGCAUUUUCGGGCCAGAUCCUGUCCAAUCUAAAGGCCAUGGAUUCUGACUGGUUUGCCCAGAAUUACAUGGGUCGGAAGGCAAAGGUUGGAGCCCCUGCUUUGGACAAGUUUAAUAUGUGGGGAGGUUCACUGUCUCUUGGACACCCAUUUGGAGCCACAGGUUGCCGGCUGGUCAUGGCUGCUGCCCACAGGCUAAAGAAGGAGGGAGGACAAUACGGACUUGUAGCAGCAUGUGCAGCAGGGGGACAGGGACAUGGGAUGAUUGUUGAACUGUACCCCCAGUAAUGUGAAAGAACCCCAUUGGACUAGUUAUGGCUGAGGCUAUGCCAAUACCCUGCACUAAUAAACUCAGAAGGUUUCCUCCUCAUCGCUGAGAAUGCUGCAGCACUGUAAAUAUUUCCUAGUUGCCAUGUCUGUGAUUGGAAUGAGUAAUUGGCUUUUCAGUGCAUUUGGCACGUUCCAGAUUGGAAUGAGUUGUGUGUAGUGCUGGAUUCUCCAGCCUCUUCCUGGGCUUGUGUUCUGUUUGGGCAGCAAACUGAUGUGGAUGAAACUAUUGAAAGCUUAUUAUUGUUUAAUAAACAGUAAAGCACUUGUGCAGCCAUAUUAAUGGUAGAAUCAGUUGCCAGCCACUUUACCAACGAGCUUUUGCUACCAGACCCAUCUGCCUUAAUAAAUAAGAUCUUCAGUA